Molecule: messenger RNA, 201 nt
Organism: Exophiala aquamarina CBS 119918
Lineage: Eukaryota; Fungi; Ascomycota; Eurotiomycetes; Chaetothyriales; Herpotrichiellaceae
Exons: 3
Biological process (GO): positive regulation of transcription by RNA polymerase II
Molecular function (GO): DNA-binding transcription factor activity, RNA polymerase II-specific; sequence-specific DNA binding; zinc ion binding
Source: RefSeq, a predicted model, not a curated record
AACAGAACCGCCUGCAUUCGUUGCCGGCGGAAGAAGAAGCGAUGUGACCAAAAGCUCCCGAGAUGCAGCCUCUGCGAAACUGCUGGUGCUGAAUGCGUGGGCUACGACGCGGUAGCUAAGAGACAUGUACCGAGAAGCUAUGUGCACAGCCUUGAAGAGAGGGUUGCGUACUUGGAGUUGAAACUUCAACAACACGGAAUC